Molecule: messenger RNA, 841 nt
Organism: Paramacrobiotus metropolitanus
Lineage: Eukaryota; Metazoa; Tardigrada; Eutardigrada; Parachela; Macrobiotidae
Exons: 3
Coding region: 67-720 (217 amino acids)
Source: RefSeq, a predicted model, not a curated record
UAAGAAACAGUACGAGCGUUGUUCAACACUCAAGAAUAUCCGAGCCGGUCUUUAUCGUUUGCCAGUAUGGAUUGCAAAUUUUUUAUGGUGUUAUUAUUGAUAUCCUGCCUGGGAUUUGCAUAUGCCGUAGGCAGCGAAACAUGCGACGAACUGCAGGCGAAAUGUACGGCGUAUAAAAAAGCCGAAAGACCCACCGUAAACAGCUUAGCGACGGUUGUUCCUGGAUCCAGCUCCACAUGGCCGGUUACGGAGCAACUACUUCAAGAAUACCGGCAACUGGGGGAACAACACUGCCGAGAGUUCAACAACACCGGCUACUGCCUGCGAGAAUUGUUUAGCCGUUGUCCCGAAUCUUACGGUAACCACACGACAGGGUCCAGUGAAUGGGAUGGAUGGUAUGAUGCUGAGAUGCAGAUUGCCCUGGCCAGAGUUUGUGAAACAACCAUCGGACCAGUAAAACUGCAUCGCGCUGCCAGUCACUGUUUUAAAACUGAUGGGACACUGUUCAUGCGCUGCUGCUAUAUUGGACCGGAUCACGGACCGGAUUACAACAAGCAAAUGAAUGCCACGACUGCCCACCAGAAGCUCUGCCACCGUAUCAAAGAGGUGGCGGAACGCAUGAGCGGGUCACCAAGCACCGACCUGGUAGCAAAAUGUGGACAAGAUGCGGUGGAGACAAUUAGAGCUGCAUACCAGCAAAUCCACACCGCCCACUGUUAGAUAAUAUCUCGUGAUUUGUUUGUUUUGUCUCAUGUAUUGUUUGUUAUCCCUUUUUCAAACAUCACCUCGUAACUUUAUAUCUCAUUAAACACCUACGAGUUUUAUCUAUUUGUCCUCGGGU